This is a messenger RNA of Didymodactylos carnosus, 2187 nucleotides long. The record is from the annotation of a GenBank genome assembly. Lineage: Eukaryota; Metazoa; Rotifera; Eurotatoria; Philodinida; Philodinidae.
AUGUUGUUUACACAUUGUCUGUAUAUAUUAUUUUAUUUAUUUUUAAAAUUAAAUUUCAUUUUUCAUGUCUAUGGUGAAUCAUUGAAUAUUCGACAAGAUGAUAUUCAUAAUAACGAUUAUGUUUAUUAUGAUGGAGAUUUACUACAAUCUAAUAAUAUUCAAACAUCUAAUUGUACUGUACAAUGUUCACCCUAUUGGACAGAACCAAUUCAACAAACUCAAUCAUUAGUUUAUCCAGCAGCUGCAUUUGUAUCAUUAAAAUGUCCAUAUAAUGGAAAACCGACACCUCACAUAACAUGGUACAAAGAUGAACAAUUAUUUUUACCACAAAAUCAUGAACUAUCUGAUUUGUAUUCAAUGGACAAUUAUUAUUUGAAUAUAUCAAAAGCAACGAUGUAUGAAAAAGGAAUAUAUAAAUGUAUAAUUGAAAAUAGUCUUGGAAAUAUUAGUCGAUCAUUUGAACUUCUUGUACAAGGACGAAGUCUUGAUCGUCCAGUAUUAUUAUCUCAACCAUCAAAUCAAACAUUAUAUGAAGGUGACAAUGUGACAUUUGAAUGCUAUUUUUAUAGUGAUUCAAGUCCAUUUGUACAAUGGUAUUUACAACGUUCAAAUAAUCAAGAAGAAUUUAUUAAGUAUAAUCCACAAACAAUGACAGAAGAUGAAGUUAAAUUAAUGACCAUAACUACUGCACGAAUCGAUGAUACAGGCACCUAUCUUUGUCGUGUUUUGAAUGAAUAUGGUUUUGUUGACUUAUAUCAUUAUCUAAAUGUACUACCAGCCGCACAUCGUCCUACAUCAACACCAGUACGUCAUCAAAUUGCGAGCAUGCCUCAAGAAUUAAUUAUUGUUAUUGUUUCUGUUAUUGGUAUACUCAUAUUUGGUUUUACAUUUUUUCUUAUCUAUCAUUGUCGUAAUAAGAAAAGUUUACGUCGUACAUUAUUGGCUACAAGAAUACUUGCAACAAGAGGCAUUGGAAAUUUAAAAGGAAAUCCAAUUUAUCGAAGUGAAUUCGAAUCAAAAACAAAACGUCCAUUAUUAGAAGAUGGAUGCCGUCGAUUUCCAACCGAAGCAACAAUAUCAACUAUUAUAUCAUCGUAUUAUGAUGAUCAAUGUGAAUUUUCUCGUGAAAAAUUAAUCAAGGGACAUCUACUCGGCAAAGGGGCAUUUGGGGUUGUUUAUCAAGCAAUAGCCUACGGUAUUGUACCUAAUGGACAGGCGACAACAGUAGCAAUCAAAACAGUACGAGAUGAUGCAGUACCAGAAGAAAUUGAAAAUUUACUUAAAGAACUUUCUGUUAUGAAAACCGUUGGAAAACAUCCGAAUAUUAUCAAUCUAUUAGGCUGUUGUACGAAAGGAGGACAAGUCAUAUUAAUUGUUGAAUACGCUAAAUACGGAAAUCUUCGUGAUUAUUUGAGACAAAAACGACCCAGUGGUCAUGUACUAUCUGGUUCAUUUGAAUCAGCAAAAAAUGAUGAUUAUCACGUAGAUGAAGCAACAGAAACUUUAACCACACUUGAUUUAUUAUUAUUUAGUUUGCAAGUAGCAUCUGGCAUGGACUAUUUACAUUCGAAAAAAUGUAUACAUCGUGAUUUAGCUGCACGUAACGUACUUAUAGCAGAAAAUCGUAUAUGCAAAAUUUGCGACUUUGGUUUAGCUCGUGAUUUAACACAGAAUUAUUAUUAUCGAAAACAAACAGACGGACGUGUUCCGGUAAAAUGGAUGUCACCAGAAGCAUUGUUCGACAGAAAAUUCUCUACAAAAUCAGAUAUUUGGUCUUUUGCUAUUCUUGUCUGGGAAAUAAUGACAUAUGGUGGUACGCCUUAUCCAUCUGUACCAGCUGAAAAACUAUUUGAUUAUCUAAAAGAUGGUAAUAGAAUGUCAAAACCAACCAGUUGUCCAAAUGAAAUUUUUCAAAUAAUUGAAAAUUGUUGGGAAUUUAAAGAAAAUUUGCGACCAACAUUUCAACAAGUUUGUGAACGAUUACAACGAUAUUUAUAUGGCACAAGUCCAAUUGAUUACUCUGAUUUGGACUAUGUUGACUUGCCAUUAUCUCCAUCGUCUGGCGACUUCACACAAACAAUGACACCAACUUCAGCCACUAAUACUACAAUGACAAACGACGAUAUUCGAUCUAGUAUACCUAGUACAAUAACCACUACAGCUACUUCUUCAUCAUCAUUGACUUAG